CACAAAACUCCACCAGGCCUUGUUACAGUACAUUACUACGACCCCCAAAUCUGCCGACGACUCCAACCAACCAACCAUCCAUUUCCAUCCCCAAAUUCUCUAGGUUACCUAAGUACCUUCGUUGUCACUGCCGGCGGACCACCGCAAACCAGAGGAAGCACGACAGCAAAACGCACAAUACCGAUCUCCUUGCUUUGGUAUUCCAACUCUAUCAAUUAAUCUUGUCGAUCAAUACUCAACCCAACCACGGUCACCCACUACUCGGUAACUACAAUAGACCAAUUUGACGACGUUCAGCCAGACCACAUCUAUCGACCUCCUCGGUCGACUAUCUACCCGCCUGCCGACAGAUUCCGUGACGAUUUCCCUUUGGGUGAUCCAGCUGUGAUCCUCGAUCCCUCGCAAGCACCGACACACACGUACAUAUUAUCGUUCGAUCAUUUCUACCCUUGUUGGCAACUCGAUAUCGAACGUCACUCAGCCACCACAAGUUUAACACGUACCGGCAUUUACGCUCCCAUAGCAUAGUGGCCAUCUCCCAAAAUCUCCUCAGCCCCAAUACGUUCUUUCUCGACUGCACGACGCUUGGAGACCAGAACAUCGUGUUCAAUUGCCGGUCCUUGCGUGGAUUAACCUCGCCUCGAUAAUUACUUGGACGAAAGAAGCCACGAAUCCCGCAAUCCCGGAUACAUCCUAGCUCCAAAAGCGUACACCGUGAAAGAUCUGUAUCGUUGCGACAUCGACGAGGGACCACGAGGUCGUCGCGUGCGAUGUUGCGGGUGGCGGACACUUAGGAUCAGAGUCGAGUUGCUGGGAUUGCAGGCUUUGCACACGUAACCAGCCAGCCAGUCACAAGGGGCUCCCCUCGACGAUUCGGUGCCUGACAACUCGCAACAUCGGCUUCGUGGCCCACCGUCAUCUUGCUUCUGGUAUUCCUUCCUUCCUACGAGCCCGAAUUCAAGCUCCUUAGCCGGCUGGGAAUGGAUCCCCGCUUCGCCGCCUCCCGGGACGAGCUUUACAAUGUCCAGAUGGAGGUGAAGCAACUGCAGGUCACUCAGCACAGUCAUGCUGAGAGGCUUAUGAGGGUAGAGAAGCGCCUAGCUGAGGACGCUGCGGUCAAAUCCGUAUGGGCAACGCCGCAGUUCCCGAGUGCCCUGAGUGGCACGCCACAGCAUGGUCCUCUGCAAAUUUCGCACGCCGAUGUUUUCGACGACUUUGACGAACACGGCCAGAAUCUGCUUGGCUCCCUGCACCUGGACGCAGAGGACGAGCCGGUGCGGCGCGGCGCGGCAUCACGUGCCAACAGUGUCCGCUUCGAUGAGAGUGCGCUGCAGGCUUCCGGUUGGGGUCAGAGCACUCGCCAGGCGGGCGAUUUUGCCCCAAUUAGACCGACCAGUGGCUUCGGUAUGAUGGAGCGGUCCCUGUCACACAAGUCGGACGGGAGGCAUAGCUCUGCAGGCCACUCUGUCCAUUCUGUCCACUCAGUGGCGUCUGGCCGAGGCAGCAGUCUGGGCCACUUGGACACUAACUCGGUAUUCGGGGCACGGGAGGAGGAAUCACCGGUGGAGAUACCAGAGCCGCCCCCGGGCUUGUUUGUCUUGGGAUCGGUACCUGCCAUUGUGAGGUGUUGGCUGACCGAAAACUUUGCCCACAACACUUUGCUAUAUGCCGACGUCUGUUCAGGGGCACAAAGAUCUACCUUGGAUUACUCCCUUGCCAAGGAGCUCGAUCUACUUAGCGAUGUUCACAAAGGCGCAGAUGGUAUCAGUCGUUUGACGCUCACAGUCUAUCUUGCCGAGGCUAUCGUCAGCCAGUCGAACUCGACACGGUCACCGGGUCCGGUGCCGCAUAUUCCCAACAUGACGGUCAACUUUGAGGUAACCGGGCUGGAGGUUCCUGAAAGUCCUGAGAGCAAAAAAUCGAUUCGCAUCUUCAUUGGGACCGACGCCCUCCGGGCCCACAGCGCCGAUCUCUUGUUCUCGCAGAACCUGAUGACGCUAUACAGCAGCAACCGGGACAAACUGUCAGUUCCUUUCGUGAGACCUGAGGAUGACUCUCUGUUUCGUUUCUUAACCACGAUCAACAUUGUCCCUGAGAAACCGAAACUCAAUGCCUCUGCGCCCGAGUUCGUCCUGGGCAACAGUGCGAAGUCUUCUCCUCCACGACAGGCCGCAGAUACAGCCAACCAGCAGCCGACGGAGAAGGACGCCAAGUCGCAAGACGCCCUUCACGGACAUGGGUCAAUGUCGCCGCUCGCGCUACCACCCUAUCAGCCGCAGACAGCCGUUACCGGGUCCAGCACACAUUCUGAGAGCGGCGCAGAGAGCGAACAACCGUCGACUAAGGGAAGGAGCACUAGCAGCGGCAAGGACGAGCCAUCGCUAUCGUCCUCGGACACCAAUCAUAACACUCGCCGCUCAACCACAGAGUCUACUCCGGGCAUAUGGGGUUCUUGGCGACAGGGAGCGGCCGCCGCCAACGGGAGCGGAGGUGAUGGCGCUGCAGCCCAGCGUGGCGAGAAUGGGUUGAGUGGCUACCAACCAGCCGGGCGCAGCCGUAUGAAGGUCCUGAAGCCCAGCAAGUCGGCCGCUGGCGGCGGCAGCACGCCGUCUUCGUCCACCCGAACAGGUCAAUCCUACGAACCACCACCGCCACAGUCAUCAUCACGGAGCAGCGGCGAGCACCGGCGGAAGAGCGCCGCUGCUGGUGGAGCGACGAACGCUGCUGAGAAUACGCCGAUGAGUAGCAGCACCCACACGGUUCGCUGGGAGAAGCGCAGCAUUAGUGGGAGCAUCUCGAGCUUCAAGGACGGCAAGCUCGGCGGCAUGGUCAAUUCCGAGUCGCGGAGCUCAUCGGCCACGCUGCCGAGGUCAGCGAACCCAGUCGGUGGCGCAUCGGCCUUUUCGUGGAUGACUCCGGCGUCUAAGCCCAAGACCCCUGCGGUUGGCGAGUGAUUGAUAGUCUGCGUGAAGAGCCUUUUUGAGCUGUUUGAGCUGGCUCCAACGGCCUGCUUACCGGGAUAGGAUAUCAAGCGAUUUCGUGGCAAGGAGGCCUAUUAAGACCAUCUACCAUGAGUGGUAAAUAGUUUCUACUCGUAGUCAACCUGGGGAGUUUCUUUGUUUGUCGCUUCAAGGUGUCCUAGGCGUGGUUUCUAAGCUACAAAUCGAUGACAGCGACUGUAGAAAUGAUCAGCUAUAACUUGGUUAUACUAAAUCGAUCAACCACAAUAUUGGUAAUGGCUAC
This is a messenger RNA of Pyricularia grisea, 3243 nucleotides long. RefSeq lists its product as uncharacterized. Lineage: Eukaryota; Fungi; Ascomycota; Sordariomycetes; Magnaporthales; Pyriculariaceae. Bases 981 to 2954 code for a protein of 657 amino acids. The transcript has 2 exons. The record is from RefSeq and is a predicted model, not a curated record.